CUGUACUCAGUGCGUCAGCCUUUCUUCACAUUCUAUUUCCAAGCCUCGUCUCCGCUGCUUCCGUCUCGCUCAAUCUUCUCAUUCACGAUUAUUCCGUGCUUGUUUUAGUUUUCUCGGAUCAAUAGCCGUGAGUGAGCUAACGGGUUCAGUUUGCGCCGCCAUCAAAAAACAUUCCCUCCGGCCAGUCGAACGCGGCCGAAGGCCGGCGACGAGCACCUACCUCCACCGAACGAAGCUCAUUGUGGGCGAAAGCGCGUGCACUCUUGUGGUCAAUUAGCGCAUGAGUAAUUAGACAGUCAAAGUCAGAACAGUCUCGAGGUCACAAUGUCUUAUUACGGAGCCCCCGGUUCCUAUGGCAAUAUCCCUCCUGGAUAUGCUGGUUAUCCUCCACAGUCCAGCUCUCCUCCUGGCGCAGCACCCGGAAUUGGCGGCGGUCCUCCCGGCGGCACGAUAGUACCUGGCCAGCAUCCACUUCCCGCACGUCCUGGUGGUUACCCCCCCAACUUCCAAAUCCCGCCGAACAUGCCAAAGUUUGAUAUGAACGCAUCCGUCAUAAGGCUUGGUACUUCAGGUUCUCAGAAGGGAGGCGACGGGAUUAGUAUCUCUGGAGGGCCCAGCUCACGUGGAGUGGGCAACGAUGGUAUGGGUGGUGCUUCACGUCGCGCAGGGCUGGGAAUGGAGCGAAACCUUGAGCAACAGAGGCAACAGAUUCGAGAGAGCAUGCAGGCUCUCCUGCCACCAAAGACAGAUGAAGUUCUGAAAACCAUUUUCGUGGGUGGCAUCACAGAGGGAUGUGGUGGCGAUGCAGGAAUCGAGUCCAUUUUGAGAGCAGCAGGUAGCUUGAGGAAGUGGACGAGAGCAAUCGAUGCUGAUAACAAGCCCUGUACAUUUGGCUUCGCCGAGUACGAGGAUUCGGAGAGUUUGGAGACCGCAGCAGAGGUACUUAAGGACGUAUAUGUACCGGUUAAGAAGCAGCAACCGAAGAAAAAGGACGAAGAGGGCAAUGUUGAAAAUGGAGACGCGGAAGAAGAGGUGGAAAGGGCGAAAUUAUUGGUAGUUGUAGAUGACGCCUCUAAAGAAUACGCUGAGAACUGGGCACAGCAGCGCGGCGACACUGAGGACGACAAGCGCUUUCGUCUGGAUGGCGCACGCGAAGCUCUCAACAACGUGUUGGCUCGUCUCUUUAAUCCUAUUGAUGACCACGAAUUCGAAGGCGCCAUUGCAGCACAGGACAACGCCGCUCAAACACAAGAUCCAAUUACGGGCGAGGUCAUCACCAUUCCACUAGCGCAGACCGAGGAUGAGCUUUCUGACAUUCCUGCGGAGAUGCGAGAGACAGUGGCUGCAGAGAUUGCGGCAUUUAGAGAACGCAGUAACAGACGUGACCUGGAGAGACUGAAGAGAGAGGAAGAGAUUGAAUCGAAAGACAGAUAUGGGGGUCGAGCCGGGUCUUCUUCGACGGUUCCUACCGCUCCAGCAGGCGUAAAUGGUGUCCCAGUUGGUCCGAAAGGUAUUCAAGGGGCUCCAAGCGGACCGAAGGGUUUGAGAGGAGUUCAGAUCCCCAAAGACUAUCAGAAUGGAGUGUCCUUCGUUAGCAACUCUAAUGAGUUGGAGAAGUAUCUCAACAGUGUGGACGAAGACACGGACGCUAGUGAUGGUGAGCUCGAGAAGCGCCGUCGCGAGAAAAAGAUCGCGGACGAAGAGAAGGCAUACUUAGACUAUGAGAGAAGGUGGCUGAAUCGCGAACGCGCACGUGCAGCAGCACUCGAGCGUGAGCGCAAGAAGGAUGAAAAUGAGGCGAGACGUGCCGAGGAGAGUCGAGCAAGCAUGGCGAGAAUGUUGAGGGAGUGGAACGAUGACGUAGAGGCGAGAAGGAAGACGUCCGAAUACUACGCCGAUCGCGUAGCUUGGGCUAAGCACCGCCAAGUUAUUCGAGCGCGAGAGAUCCAAGCAGAUGACAAUGAUCGUCGCGAGGAGGAGAACGAGAAGAGAGCUCAACAGAAUGCCGAAGCGCAGGCUCGUGGAAUGGCGGACGAGUUCUUGGAUCGACAAGCUGAGGAGCUUGGCGCAAAGGGGAUUGGUGCGACCAAACCAGCUUUCAAGAUCUCUCUUGGAGCAGCCGCACAGAAAGCCCGCCAGGCUGCGGAGGCGCCUAAGCGUAAGGCAGCUGCUGAUGUGGAGAACUUGCUCGAUGCAGAUGAGGGCAGUGCAGGCGAUGCGAACAAGCGUACUCUGAUCCCCAUCUCAUUUGACACUGCUGCAGAAGCAGCUGCACUCACGGAUGAAGAGCGCUCUGAAGCACGUCGCCAAUUGGCCUUCAGCAUCCCGCAUGACAAGGACGGCCUGUUUGAGUGGUCUAUCAAAUGGGACUCACUUGCUUCUGAGAUAGUGGAGGAACGUCUGCGACCCUUCGUGGAGAAGAAGAGCAUGGAGUACCUGGGUAUGGUGGAGGAGCUGAUGUGGGAUGUGGUGCGGAGCACAUUGGACAAGCACGAAGGACCUUCACGAUUGAUGGAGGAAUUAGAAGGCCUGCUGGAAGAUGAAACGGAAGGUUUCGUGAAGAAGUUGUGGAGAAUGGUCAUUUUCUAUUCGGAGAGCGAGGCCAGAGGGUUGGGUGGUGACGGUGUUGCUUAGGGUGUAUGCAGAUCUCAGUGGCUGCGCAGUACGGCUUAAACAGGGUUGUGGCCUAGCGUUAUCUCUGAGCAGAAGCCAGCCUACGCUGCUUCAGCAAUGUCUCCCCAUGUUGGAAUGCGGAAUGUUGCUGCAGACGGACAUUUCACCUCCAGACGAGAUAGACUCGAACCUCGAAGGCACACAUUUAUCCAGCCUCACACUGGUACGGAGAAAUGCUUUGGGCCGAACGAAUGCAUUAUACUAGCCACUACUGGUAACAUGGUCUUUAAAUGAUGAAAAUUACCCUAAGUAGUCUAUUGUCAUAGCAAAGUGACGAUGCUGCGUGGAAAAGAUCAUAAUCAAUCCGUCGCUUGCUUACUCUACC
Verruconis gallopava is the source of this 2998-nucleotide messenger RNA. RefSeq lists its product as uncharacterized. Bases 325 to 2634 code for a protein of 769 amino acids. The transcript has 3 exons. Gene Ontology annotation, cellular component: spliceosomal complex. NCBI's taxonomy places the organism in Eukaryota, Fungi, Ascomycota, Dothideomycetes, Venturiales, Sympoventuriaceae. Gene Ontology annotation, molecular function: mRNA binding. The record is from RefSeq and is a predicted model, not a curated record. Gene Ontology annotation, biological process: mRNA processing.